AUGCACAGUCGUGAGGUGGCCAGGAGAGUUUCUGCAAGGACGCGUGGCAUCCAGCGAUCAGCAACGCAGGUGUCCACGUGUGAGUGCGCGGACCCAUGUGACAUGCUGUCGAGCAUCUGGUUAAUGGGGCCUCUAGAAUGGAUAUGUAAUGCUUCUGGAAUGGCCAAGGUGCGGCAGGAGGCGUGCCGCAAGGCCAACCUGGAGUCGAUCGAGGACUUCCGGCGCUCGCAGCGCCUGCGCCACGCCACGGACCAGGAGGAGGAGCGGAGAAUGGAAGAAGCGACCAGAGCAAGAGAUAAGAUAGGUGAGAAGAUCUGGUGCGCUUAUAACGACCAUCUCAAGUGGUUGGCUGACGAAGACAAGAAGCGCCACGAAGCUCAGGAGGAGGAGGAGCGGCGCUGGCGCGAGCGCGAGCAGAUGGAGGAGGACCACCGCAAGUGCGUGGUGGCCUACCGCCAGCAGGGACACAAGGAGUGGCUGCAGGUGGGUCUCUUCGGCCGGCUUCGGCAUGCGGCGGAAAGCACUCGUCGAAUACGCACGUGUCGCGACCCGGAUGUCACCCCUGGUCGCCAUGACCAGGGCGUCGCGAACCGGGAGUCGCAAACCGGGAGUCGCCAACCGGGAGAAGAAAAGAAAGAGCAAGUCAAAGCAGAAGAAGAAAACGAAAAGAAAUUUCAAGCUAUCACACAGAGUUUAUGGGAAGAAGACGACAACCAAUUCUUCAAGUAUGCAGAUGAACUGAUACAAGAUUCUCAGGCAAAAGGACGAAUGCUUCUGCCACUUCAGCGCACUAUAUAUCUGAAAGACGAAGAAGGAGAAGAAGAAUUACAAGGAGAAAAAGGAGGAGGAGAAGUAGAAGAAGAAAGAGAAGAAGGAGAUGAAGAAAAAGGAGGGCGAGGAGGAGACCAAGGACACACUGGAAGAAUGCAUUAA
Messenger RNA from Gryllus bimaculatus (two-spotted cricket), 933 nucleotides. The record is from the annotation of a GenBank genome assembly. Lineage: Eukaryota; Metazoa; Arthropoda; Insecta; Orthoptera; Gryllidae.